Gamsiella multidivaricata is the source of this 477-nucleotide messenger RNA. RefSeq lists its product as uncharacterized. Gene Ontology annotation, biological process: iron-sulfur cluster assembly. The transcript is spliced from 3 exons. The annotation marks the transcript as partial. Lineage: Eukaryota; Fungi; Mortierellomycota; Mortierellomycetes; Mortierellales; Mortierellaceae. The record is from RefSeq and is a predicted model, not a curated record.
CUCAUCAACCAGAAUCCCAUUAUCUACGAGGCCUCGGCUGGAAAGUCAACCAGAGAAUGGCGCGAGGACGAUGAGGACGAGGACACUCCUGAUCCGAUCGACGCUCAGGAGAUCUUUGAUCUCAUCCGCUCUAUCUCUGACCCAGAGCACCCGCUCUCCUUGGAGCAGCUCAAUGUGACUCAGCGAGAUCAUAUCCAGGUCUCGGAUGAGAACAACACUAUCCUGGUCGAGUUCACACCAACGAUCCCCCAUUGCUCAAUGGCAACCCUGAUCGGCCUCUGCAUCCGUGUCCGAUUGCUUAGAUGCCUGCCCUCGCGUUUCAAGGUCGAUAUCUCAGUCAGGAAGGGGACACACCAGAGCGAACAUGCUGUCAACAAGCAACUUAACGACAAGGAGCGUGUGGCGGCUGCGCUGGAGAACUCACAUUUGCUGGAGGUCGUGAACCAGUGUCUAGCUACUGCUACUAGUGGCGGUGUC